GAGCCCUGCCGUGAUUAACUGGGAAGCCUGGAGAGGUCCUUGAGAUGGAAUAACAUCGUUUGGCUUCGUAUAGUAUUUUUGCAGACCACCGUGAAGAAAAUCCAUCAGCCGGGGCGAACAUCAGCCUGUCAUGUCAUCCGGCGAAGAAGCACCAAGAACCGAGAAAGUGGAAAGGGAGAAAGUAGAAAGAGUGGAGAGGGAAGAAGAACAGGAGAAGAAGGAUAUCAUUGCUAGCGGAAUUACUGGAAAAGUCAAGUGGUUUAACGUGAAGAGUGGAUAUGGUUUUAUUACUAGGGAUGAUAACAAUGAAGAUAUCUUUAUCCAUCAGACCGCCAUAUCGAAGAACAAUCCAAGGAAGCUGAAACGAAGUGUGGGAGAUAAUGAAGAAGUUGUGUUUGAUGUUGUACGCGGUGCUAAAGGCGACGAGGCGUUCAAUGUAACUGGUCCGGACGGAAGUCCUGUUAAAGGUUCUAUCUAUGCUCGUGAUAGAAGACCUAGACGUGGGCGUGGAGGAUUCAGGGGUCGGGGAGGAGGUAGACGUAGGUACCGAGAUUCGGAACGUGAGGGAGAGGAACGUGAGGGAGACGAAGGAGGACAGCGCGAGCGAAGAGACGAGGGACCACGCGAACCACGUGAGCGCAGAGACGAAGGACCACGCGAACCGCGCGAGCGCAGAGAUGAGGGACAGCGCGAGCGCAGGAGAUCUCCCGAGCCGAGACGCGAGAGACGUCGCUCCGAUCGCAGGAACGACUCUCGUAGCGAGGAGCCUCGAAGAGACGGCAGAGAUCAUCCCAGAGAAGUAGACUAUCGGGAUUCUCGACCAGGCGGAAGAAAUUACUACUCAGUACGAUCCGAUGAGACCGGAGGAGCAGGAGCAAGCGCAAGUGCUCCACCCCGAGGAAGAGGAGGACGUGGACGGUCCAUGUCUCGUGGAGUAGGCGGAGAACGAGGACGAGGCCGGGGAGCCGGCAGAUCAUCUGUUGGGCGAGGACGUGGUCGUGGUGGCAGAGGAGCUACUUAUUACAGGAACAGCGACUAUAACGAGUUCCAUGAUUACCGUCCCAGACAGAGUAACAGAGGUCGAGGUAGAAAUGACGACAACAGAAGAGACUCUUACAAUGACGGAGAAGAUCGGGGACACGAGGGAGAUAACAUGAACAAGGACCAACAAGCCCCCCGACGCGGCAGACCAAGGUACCGCAACCGUCGCAGCCAAGGAGAACCAACUGAACGGAACGGAGCUGAAGCAACAAGUGCUUAGAACCCUCCUUGGAAAUGUAGACUGUGCAUGAUUUUUGAAAUCGUUAGAUCAUCACUAAUGGAACACUAACAUCUUACUCUUAGCUUGAUUUGUGUGACUCUUGUCGUUAUAUAUACAGGAAACAUCAAAAAUAUAAGCAUUCUAUCAUCAAUGUGUCCAACAACAUCAUUCAAUGCUAUACUUUUAUUUGCUUUUUUUAUUUAGCACAUUCAUUAUUGGCUAUCCUGCUUACCCUACACUAUUAAAUUAUUGGAAUUUUCUACGAUUUUCCGUUGUUUUUUGUACCGCGUGCAGGUGUAGUUUCUUAUAUGUACUACCAACUUUUAUUGAUACGCAUGUCUAAGAUACAUGAGAACAGUUCACUCAACAGCCAUGCUCUGACCACCUUAACGAUAUAGUUUUGAUUUGAGAUAUAUAACUUAUUGUUAUGUUAGUUGGCUUUGUUUGUAACAAUGCGUUCUCUGUAUUUUGACUGUAGUUAUUACUUCUGGAAACGAUAUAA
Molecule: messenger RNA, 1763 nt
Organism: Bolinopsis microptera
Lineage: Eukaryota; Metazoa; Ctenophora; Tentaculata; Lobata; Bolinopsidae
Product: Y-box-binding protein 1-like
Exons: 6
Coding region: 131-1261 (376 amino acids)
Biological process (GO): regulation of gene expression
Cellular component (GO): nucleus
Molecular function (GO): nucleic acid binding
Source: RefSeq, a predicted model, not a curated record